CAAUACUUAAUUUAGCUUUAAAUUUGAAAUGGGAGAGAGCUCCAGAUCUCAAGGGAGGAUCAACAAGACUCUACAUGAAAGCUUGAGAACACAUCAGGAAACAUGAGUGUGAAUGAUAAAUACAACAGACCCUUCGGGACCAGCAUUGAAGAUGGCUUUAAGGAAAUCAGGAACAACAACCACUAUGCUGAAGAUUCCCUGGAUGGUGAUGGCAAUGCUAAUGAAAUCCAAAGAGGACAUGGAGGAACAAGUUUCGAGGUAAUUGAAACGCUGUCCUCUGUGGUAUCUCACACUGAAGAACGGGUGAUUAUCCAGGGCACAGAUUCCCUGUGUGAUAACCCAGAGUUGGCUGAGUUUGAGAUGCUGGAAAGUAAGGAACUAAAGAAUGACGAAGAGAACAGUAUUCCUGAAGGUGACAUGAAGAGGGCUAUAUCCACAAAUAUGAUACAGACUGAGGCAAAGUCUCUGAAGAAUAGCAAAAUGUUCUUCCAAUUUAUUUCAAAUAAGCAAGAGUCUACUGCUUGUCCUCAGUCCACUAACAAAGUAAUGGUGACCAGCAUAGCCAGGACUGAGUUUAGCUCUGAAAAUGAUGUUUUUGUCUCUUGCCUUUCCACAAUGUCUAGUCUUGGAGGAAGUCUUGCUAGUGCCCUGGACCACGCCGGUCGAACCCAAAGCCCUGAUUCAUGGCAUGCUCUCUCAGGGGCAUACCAAACUCUCUCUGAGGACCUUACCCUUGCCUCACAGUCCGGUUUAACUAUUUCGGAUAAAAGCCAGAACUCUGUACAUACUGAGGGCAUGCAUCAUCAGCAAGGAAAAAGUACAAGACACAUCAGUGUUGAUCUCAAUCCUAACCCCACCCCCUUGCCUGAGGCACCCCUUUUAGAAGCACAAGAUAACCAACCAGCUACAGACUUUGUACCAUAUGACAGCUCAGGUCAACUGACAAAUUGCAUGAGUGAAUAAAGGAUCAAGAAAGUCCCUAAUGAAUCAGGAAUUACCAGUCAGUACAAUCUAGGAGAACCUGGAAUUCAUGUAAAAGAGUACCGUGGAACAGAAGUCAAGGCUUCAAAUUUGAAAACAAUAUCAACUGAGAACAAACCUUGUCAACCUCUUGUCUCAGACAUCACACACUCUGCUGCACAUAACAGAUGGUUCUCACAUGAUUCCACUGGUGAUAUAAAUAAUAAACUCAAAUCCCAAAAUGAUGAAUCUCCUAUAAUUGCUCUUAAAACCUCAAAAAUAACCUUAAAGGAUACACCUGUGCACUCUGGUGGUUUGAAACACCAACCUUACAAGAAGCAAGCUUCUUUUGAAAAGACCCGAAGUUCUAGUGCAUCGAGUUUGGAAAGGCGAAGACCUUGGGGUAGCCCGUCUCGCCCUGAGACCCCUCCAUCCCCUAAAACCAUCCGUUUACCUUGGAAACAGCCACCUUCAUCACCAGCCAAGCCUAUUAGCACAAGAGAAGCAAGUCAGGAACGUAAUGAAACCUUACAGAGGGGAACCACUGGUUUGAGUCAACCAAGUAAAAGUUUUCUAAGUAGUAGUAGCAGUCUCCCAAAACCUGCCACUCCUCAGCAACCCACUAAAGCAGAAUGUGAAUCUAAGAAGUCUUCUUCACCUCAAAAGCCCAAAAAUGUUCGACAAAAAAUCAUAACAUAUGUCCGCAAAAGCCCUCAAGUGAAACCAAUGUCUGAAGUUUCCUAUGAAGUAUCGACGCUACCGCCAAGACUUUACAGUAGCUCACCAACCUCAAAAGAUUCCAAGGCUGAGGGGUCCAGAGGUUCACCUGUGCUGAGCUCCUCUAAUAUCCUUUAUGAAAAGUAUCGUCAGGAAGUACAGAGGUCAGGGUACUACUCCCCUCCAGGACUGAAAGCAUCUGGGAUCAGGCCACUGAGCCACACUGUUCCUCAUAAACUGGUGGGCAAAUCAGAAAGUCCACACAGCAGCAGUGAUGAAACUCUCCUCUCGCGCUCUCCUCUCCCUUCUGCCGAGAGCAGAAGGAGUCAGAACCGCAGCAGCCCCACGCCCCCAGCCCGCCGAUCUCUGCACCCGUCCCCUCGUGCCUCACCCGUGGCCUCUAGAAAGGAGUUUCAAAGAGAUAGAGAAAUCACCCGACCCAUUGUGUCAUCCCCGAAGAGGUUUGCAGUGCUCUCUCCCAAGCCUCAGUCCCCUGUGCGUCAGAAGUCAUGUGUGGCCCAUCUGGGUGGGCGUGCAGAAGGUGUGGAUGCUGAGUGGGAGCAGUUGAUGGUACAGAAACUGAAAGAGAGAUGUGAAGAUCAGGCUCGUCAGCUGAUCACCCUGCAGGAUAAGCUCAGGAAGUCCUCACAAUGCCUGGAUGUGUUCACCAUAACCACACAGCACUUCUGCCAGAAGAGUGAGAAUGCUGCCGUGAAGGAGAGAGAGUUGUCCCUGCAGUUAGCCAGGAUCAGAGAUGAUGUGGUGGUCAGUGUUCAGCGGUGGGAGUGUCUGCAGGGUGAGAAGGCCCAACUGGAGCAGAGUUUUGAGCGGGAGCUGAAAGGACUACAAGAGGAGCAACAGCAGGAGCUCAAGGCCCUACAGCAGAGACUGGUAGAGGAUUGCACCUCUGAGAUACAGCGACUCCAGCAACAGCAGAACAGCCACCUGGUGCAGCUGCGUUCCCAGCACCAGGAACAGAUCGAGGAAAUGAGUGAAAAACAUGAGAGGGCCGUGAUGGAGAUGGAAGCGACACAUGGUGCCACAUUGGUCACUUUACAGGAAGAACACACCAGAACUGUCAAGAACCUGAAGACGGCACAUGAGCAGCAAAAGAAGUCAAUGGAAGAGGAAUUUGAGAAUCUCAGGCUCUCACUGCAGGAUCAGGUGGACACCUUGACAUUUCAGAACCGUGCUCUACGAGACCGGGCCAAACGCUUCGAAGAAGCACUGCGCAGAAGCACGGAUGAGCAAAUAGUGGAUGCUCUUGCUCCGUAUCAGCAUAUUGAGGAGGACAUGAAGAGUCUUAAAGAGGUUCUGGAGAUGAAGAAUCAGCAGAUUCAUCAACAGGAGCUAAAAAUUUCAGAGCUGGAAAAAAUGGCCCAAAAGAAUGUUAUGUUGGAGGAGCGUAUUCAGGUGUUACAGCAGCAAAAUGAAGACCUGAAGGACAGGAUUGACCGCAACCUUGCCAUGUCCAGGCAAUUAUCAGAGGAAAAUGCCAACCUCCAGGUGUAUGUUGAGAAAGAGAGCAACGAGAAGAAACGGCUGAGUCGCACCAAUGAAGAGCUGAUGUGGCGUCUUCAAACGGGCGAGUUGAGUCCUCGAAUGUCUCCCACCCAGUCGCCCCUUCAUAGAUCAGCCUCUAGUCCAGCUUCACCCUCCCGACAACAGCCUUUCCCUAGAUGAGUGUCUCUCACACCCUAUUUUUUCUCAUGUUUCUCAUCGUGGAUUCUGAUUGGGUGGAACAGAGGGUGCUCUCACACCUCUGAUAUCAGAGAUAUGGUCAUAGGUUUUUCAGUUUCAUGCCAAAUGUCAAUGUGACUGUAUUAGUUAGUUGAUACAGUGGUCAGGAUUUGAGUUGGAUAUACGUAAUUAUAUAAAUAGUUCACCCAAAAAUGUAACAUUCUGUCAUAAUUUACUGAACCUGCAUGACUGACUUAUGUGGAGCAUAAAUUGAGAAAUUAAUUUAUGAUUGCUUUUUCACACAAUUACAAAGAAUUGCGACAGAAGCUUUUAAGUUUUAAAUAGUUCAUUGUAAUACUCCGCCUAUAGUGUGACUGGAUAGUUGAAUCAGUCAGUUUAUCUCGAGAACUAAGUCAGUCUCAUUCAUGAAGAAUCAGUCAGGUUCAAGAAUCAAUCAGCAUUCUAAGCCAAUUAUGGUUGAAAAUUCCAUCUUUAUCCACAUAGUUCAAUGAUUCACCAUUUGUAUUUGAAACUGCAGUUCUUACAAAUGUUUGCAAACCACAUCUUAAAGUUGUUUGAUUGGAACUACAGCCUUCAACCCUUGAUUAGGAUUGUGAUUGUGGGUGGUGUUGGCGCAGUGGAUUAGACACAUGCCCUUGGUGUGAGAGACCCGGGUUCGAAUUCAUUGUGAGACACCAAUGUGUCCCUGAGCAAGACACUUAACCCCUAGUUGCUCCAGAGGCGUGCGACCUCUGACAUAUAUAGCAAUUGUAAAUCGCUUUGGAUAAAAGCGUCAGACAAAUGUAAAUGUGAUUAGUUAUUAUUAUUAUUAUUGCAUGAUAGCUCAUGCUCUUGAGAAAAAACUAAACAAGCUAACAUGCAGUACAUUCCAUCUUUUAUUCUUAUUAUAUAUGUAUAUGUUUACAGACACACACACACUCACACACACACACAUACAUACACUGUAGUCUUCAGAUGACAUGUUUGUUAUUUAAACCAAUAAUCUUAAAUUAUUUUGAUCUUCAACUGAUUAAUUAGCAGAAGUUAGGGUCACACUUUAUUUUAGGGUCCAAUUCUCACUAACCAUUAACUAUGACUUUGCCUCAAUUAACUCCUUAUUUGCUGCUUAUUAAUAGUUUAUAAGGUAAUUGUUAAGUUUAGGGUAUUGGGUAGGAUUAGGGAUGUCAUGCGUUAUAUAUAUACUUUAUAAGCACUUAUUGUUGAACUAACGGUCUGAGCAAAAGAUUAAAAAGUUAAUGUGCUUUUAGGCAAUAAAUAGCUCUUGAAUUAGUUAAUGAAUUGGACAUAACUGCUUUUCUCGUUAACAAUCCAAAAACCAAGGAGAUAGACACGUAGUGUAUAACAACAAAUGAGAUUCUGAUCACUUCUUAUAGUCUUUUGACUUACAAUGUAGCACAUGAGUUUCAUAGAUCACUUAUUACACUUUUGUGGUGGUUUGAAAGCAUCAAUCUUCAUUAGAUGUAAUUACAUGGAAAAUAUAAACCAGCAAAUACUUCAACAUUUCCUCAUUUGUGUUCCACAGAGGAAAGUCAGUCAAAUGAGUUUGGAGCUUCAGUGAGAAAUACUGGGAAAAUUACAUAAUUUUGAAAUAAGUUUAAAAUACAUAAGUUUAAAUUGUUAAAUUUUUACAUCAUCCUGCACUAGAGAGAACUGAAAAGGAGCAUUAUUCUACUUUAAGACUGUAUGUGUCCGUCCCAAUGUUGUGCAUGAUGUCACAGGCCAUGAUUUGGCUCUUGGGCUUUACAGCUUUUGUUCUUCAACCUUUGCCUAUGGUCUCAAGCUUUCCAAAGACUGAUCUGGACAUAAAUUUUACUAGGAAUUUGCCUUAAGAAGGAAAAACUUCCACCAGCAACCUUCUGUGCAACCCCAGGCAUUACCUCACUCACCGAACAGGAAAACACAGAAAGAUCUUUACAGGCUAGUUUAGGAUGGACAGCUUCCAUUCAGAUGAGGUAAAUACUUUGUCAAAACAUAAUGUCAACUAAUAGUUAUUUAGUCUAGGGUCUUAAAUGUUGACACAAAUGUGAGUUAAAGAUGUACAGUACUUUUUAAGGUGGUUGCUUCACGUUUUGUGACCUACAUACAAGGAUGCUAAUAAUAGCAUGGACUGACAGUGAAAUUGUGUUAACAACCUGCUGUCUUUACCUUCAUCUCUUUUUUUGUAAGGGUAAACAAUCCUCAUGCCUUCAUCUCAACUGUUCAUGUUUACAGAAAAUGCAUUAAGCCGUAAAGAACUGCCUGUGAAUUUGACAAACAAGUUAUCAGUCAUGGCUGUUUAUGUCCCUCUUCUCUGCAGAGUAUGUAUCAUAAGUUUUCCGGUUGCUCUGACUCAGAUAAUGUGCUUAAACUGCAUUCAUGUGGACACUAUGAGGGCUUUUGUCCCAUUUCAUAGAGAAUGUCCUGCAUCAUAUUUAACCCAAAGGUUUUUGAGAAAGUAAUACAAAACAUUACAUUAGCAUGUUAAUUUAGCAACAUGCAGGUUAUCAUGAGUACCUCAGUUCUUGAAAUGAAAAUGCAGGCUACUACAGAGACUUAUCAUUUAUUGCAAUACAUGCAGGGUUUACUGCGUCAAAGCCAUGGUCUCAGGACAGGAAGUUGUUUAGUCGUGAAUAAUAACCAUAAAUCAUUUAAUGUACACCUGCGUUUUUCUUCCCUGAAUGGCCUACAACAACUGUCCUGUAUAUUAAGUGUAUCAAAGUGUAUAUGUACUUGUAUUCUUGCUGACACUGUGGUAAAAGUCUGGAUUCAGUCUUUGAGAACUUUAGAAAUGAGUUAGGAAGUCAUCGUGUUUAUGAAUGUUUUGUUACUUAUUGUCCCGAUGGGGACAAUAAGUAACUUCCCUUUUUAGGGAAGUCGUGGCCUAAUGGUUAGAGGGUUGGACUCCCAAUCGAAGGGUUGUGAGAUCUAGUCUCGGGCCGGAUGGAAUUGUGGGUGGGGGUAGUGCAUGAACAGUUCUCUCUCCACCUUCAAUACCACGACUUAGGUGCCCUUGAGCAAGGCAUCGAAACCCCAAUUGCUCCCCGGGCGCCGCAGCAUAAAUGGCUGCCCACUGCUCCGGGUGUGUGCUCACAGUGUGUGUGUGUGUGUACACUGCUCUGUGUGUGUGCAUUUCGGAUGGGUUAAUGCAGAGCACAAAUUCUGAGUAUGGGUCACCAUACUUGGCUGAUUGUCACUUCACUUCACUUCACAAUACAUGUUUUAUUUUUUGUCCAAGUGUACUUAGUAAUGCAGCUGUUAGUGAUUAAUUUUUUUUUAUUAGCAUACAUUACCAUGAUUGUUUUUUGUUUGUUUGUUUGUUUUUUAUAGGAACCUAAAAUCAUUAGUUAAGAUUCUUCAGCCUUAACAUUUGUACAAACACAGAAAGUGCAAAUAGCCACUGCCGUUUAGAAACACUUGAACUAAGAUGAUGGCUUAUUUUAUACCAUUGUACUGGUGAAUUUUGUUUAUUUAUUCCUGCUCAUUCUCCUGCACCACCUCCCAUCUCAGUCAGAGAACUAGCUCAGGUUAGGAAGGUACAUUACAAAUGUAAUUAACAAUUAGACUCUAUACAUUGUAAGACAUCUUAAUGUUGUGUCAACAGUACAGAAUGUAAACUAUACAUUUGAAGGUUGGCAUCAAUGUAAUAUCACACUUGUGUUUAAAUGUAUUUUACUCAUAUAGCAAUUAAAUUGAAAGCUCUGAAUGAAAUAAUGAAAUAUGAAAAUCAACUACCUGUCUGCUAAGAACAUAUAUACCGUUACAGUUCCUUGGGUCUCUGCUUGGAUUAUCUCUGAUUUUGAAAUAUAAAUGAAAUGAAAUCUUCAAUCGAUCAGAUUGUGAAACACACUUUUUAAUUUAUUUUUUCCUAUGUGUGUCCCAUGGACAUGAUUAUGGAGUUUCUGAAUGCUUCUUCCAUUCUUUAAAGGGGUCAUCGGAUACGACAUGCAUUUUUACAAGUAGUUGGAACAUAAAUGUGUGUUGGCAGUGUGUGUGUAAACAACCACCCUAUUAUUAUAAAAAUCUACUCAAUCUUUACCCCUUCCAGCACAUACUAAAAUCUUUAACCCUUUCUCAAAUCAAAUCUUUACCCCUUUCCCUGUCCUCAGCUUCUUUUCUGUGUGACGUCACACAGACAAGCCCCUCCUACGAUAGCUGAUUUACACUACCGCCUUACCUUAGUGAGUGAGCUGUCAUCAGUCCACCAUUGUUUUGAUCCCUGAGCAGUAGUAGACAAGAAUGGCUCCUAAGUGAUUAAGGUGUUUUGUUGUUGGGUGUAAUAAUGAACAAAGCAGUCAUCAUUUAUUCCCAACAUCUGAGCCAUUGAAGACGCAGUGGAUUAUGUUUGUUUUUGAAGGGAAUGCGCCCCUGAUCUACAUGGAUUUGUCUAUGUUUGCGUGAAUCAUUCAUGAUUAAGCCUCACUUACAGAAGAUUUGAGUAAAAAGUUUUUUUUUUUUUUUUUUUUUUACAAAUCUUUGCAAAUUGCCUUUGCUAAUAAGGGGCUAAUUAGCAAGUUUCACGAUGGCCUGUAACAUGGAUUGUGUUAAUGAAAUGCUCUGAUUGUUUUUUUGUUUGUUUUUUGUUUUUCUCUCUCUUCUAAUAAUUUGUGUUGUACAGCUUGUAUGAGCUUUAUAUAUGCUUUAUGUUACAACACUUUAAUGGAAACGCAUGUCUUAAAGCUGUGAUAUAAUUUGUUUCGUUCAAACCUUGUUAGUGUAUCUAAUCACUGUUGUGAUGCAUUCAAAAACUCUUUUGGAUGAUUAUGUUGCACUUUAUUGCACUUUAGGUUUAAAUAUUAAAAGACAUACUUUUGUUUCUUA
Carassius gibelio (silver crucian carp) is the source of this 8175-nucleotide messenger RNA. Its product is annotated as microtubule-associated tumor suppressor candidate 2-like. NCBI's taxonomy places the organism in Eukaryota, Metazoa, Chordata, Actinopteri, Cypriniformes, Cyprinidae. The record is from RefSeq and is a predicted model, not a curated record. Gene Ontology annotation, molecular function: microtubule binding. Gene Ontology annotation, cellular component: nucleus; cytoplasm.